CGCCGUUGGGCGGGCGGGCUGACAGCCAGCGGGGCGGAGGGGCCUCCUCCGUGUCUACCUUUGUUGGUAUUUUCUUCAGAUAAAGUCCAUUUCUCUUCGUCGGACCUCUUCUAGGGGAGAGGACUUUUCUUUGUAAAUCCUGGUUCGCGCUGCUCGCGGGAGCCGCUCGCGGUUUCGGAAGUUUAGCGUUUCCCUCGCAAAACGUUGGCGUGCCGAGGGUAAUACUGCCGCUGGAUCAUAAUUGGAGCCGUAAACAAAAAGGCGCAAAUCUGUGUAAAACUGUCAGGAAAGGGUAAAGUAAUGGUGUGUAAACCCAAUCUCUUAAGGGUUACUGAGUGCGAGAAUAUUUAAUUCUCGGGUGUUUUGCAUGGGUUUUCUCAGAAGCCUUCAAAAAGUUCAGAAGUUCAAGGAACAAACCCAUGCUGUUGACACGAAAGAAGAUCUCCCUGCACGGACACAUUAUCCACAUUUGACUGGGCAGUUGUGAGAGAAAGAGGUAACUUUCCCCAUCGCUCUAACCUUUUUUUUAUUUUUUCAUGCAGGUAACUCACCGUUGGGCAUCGUUGAAAUACCCAUUGCAGAAGCAGACAUGUGAAGAGCUAUAUCAGGCUCUCAAGGUGACAUACUGGCUUGAAGAUUUGUACUGCUUUACAGUUCUGUGUGAAGGCAGUGGUUAGUUGCAGCUUCGCAUAAUGGAAGUCCUGUCUCUUUUGUCUGUAGUUCACAUGACUGGACUUUGUACCCAUUUACCUGUAAGUGCGCAGCCAUCUUGUUUGAAAACUAGAGGCAAACUGAAACAGUUCCGUGCUGCAAGGAAGAAGAUGAAACUCCUUGUAUUUCUAAUAAUUUGCCAGCGUGCCAUACACAGUGUCAAAACGCACAGUGCUUCAAAUCCGAAUGUCAUUUUACUGAUGGCUGACGAUCUUGGUAUUGGAGACCUGGGAUGUUACGGGAACAGAACCUUAAGAACCCCUAAUAUUGACAAGCUAGCAGAAGAAGGAGUGACACUUACUCAGCAUAUAGCAGCAUCCCCACUUUGUACUCCAAGCAGGGCAGCUUUCCUGACAGGGCGAUAUCCUAUCAGAUCAGGAAUGGCUGCUUUCUCACGAGUUGGUGUCUUCUUAUUUUCUGCCUCUUCGGGAGGACUUCCUUCUGAAGAAGUAACUUUUUCCAAACUCCUGAAGCAGAGAGGUUACGCAACAGCUCUAAUAGGAAAGUGGCAUCUUGGGAUGAACUGUGAAAGCAGUAAUGACUUCUGUCACCACCCACUCAGUCAUGGAUUUGAUUACUUUUACGGGCUUACCGUGACCAAUUUUAGAGACUGCAAACCUGGCCAAGGCAGCGUAUUUUUAAAAGGGGUUCAGAAAACUCUUGUCAUCCCAAUCCAAAUUGCUGGAAUCACCCUGGUCUCUUUGGCAAUUGUGCAAUACAUUGGCCUCCUCAAAGUACCUUUCCAAGCAUUGGGUUACUGCAUGAUAAUAACCGCUAUUUCACUUGCGGUCUUGAUUUUUUUCUUUUAUCAUUUUCGACACUUGAAUUGCUUCUUAAUGAGGGACCAUCAGAUUAUCCAGCAACCACUGUCCUAUGAGAACCUGACUCAGAGACUGACAAAGGAAGCUGUGCAGUUCAUAGGAAGGAACAGUGAUGCACCAUUUCUUCUUGUCCUGUCUUAUCUUCAUGUUCAUACUGCUCUAUAUGCUUCAGAAAAUUUCAGAGGAAAGAGCAAGCAUGGUUUAUAUGGGGAUGCAGUGGAGGAAAUGGACUGGAGUGUAGGGCAGAUUCUGGAUGUGCUUGAGAAAUAUAAUCUGACUGAUAAAACUCUUGUAUACUUUACAUCUGACCAAGGGGCUCAUGUUGAAGAAAUCUCCAGUUCUGGAGAAGUCCAUGGAGGAUACAAUGGUAUAUAUAAAGGUGGAAAAUCAAUGAACUGGGAAGGAGGUAUUCGUGUGCCAGGGCUUCUCCGCUGGCCUGGAGUGGUACAGGCUGGUGCCUAUAUUGAUGAGCCAACAAGUAACAUGGACAUAUUUCCUACCAUAGUCAAACUUGCCAAGGCACAGUUACCCUCUGACAGAAUUAUUGAUGGACAUGAUCUGAUGCCCUUACUUCAAGGAAAAGUUACUCGGUCCAAGCAUGAAUUUCUCUUCCAUUACUGUAAUGCAUAUUUAAAUGCAGUGCGCUGGCAUCCAGGAAACAGUGAAUCUGUCUGGAAAGUCUUCUUCUUCACUCCAAACUUCAGUCCUGAAGACUCCAAUGGUUGCUAUGAUUCUCAUGUUUGCUUCUGCCAUGGAGGAUUCAUCACAUGGCAUGAUCCCCCACUGCUCUUUGAUCUCUCCAGUGACCCUGAAGAAAAAGUCCCACUGACUCCAGAAACGGAGAGUCGUUUCUACGAAAUCCUCAGGGUCAUACACCUAGCAGUAGACAACCACACCAGAUCCCUCCAUGCUGCCCCUGACCAGUUGUCAUGGAACAACCUUCUCUGGAAGCCAUGGCUCCAGCUGUGCUGCUCAUCUCUCUUUCAGUCUUGCUACUGUGACUAUGACUCAGAAGGGAGCCUGCUGGAGACACAUUCGGGAUAAAAAAGCUGCAAUUUCCUGACAGAAACUGGAACAAGAGAGUGUGGGUAGCUGACUUGAACCACUGCAGUACUAGCUUUCAGAAGGUUUUGUUAUGUAGGAGGACCUGUCUUCAAAUACAUCACUGCAGUAGAAGAGAAUUUCAGUCAAAAAAAUGUGCCAAGAAAAGGAGGGCAAGGCACACCUUUUCUGUCUUUAUAAUGCAAGAAUCAGUGUCAACCACAUGUUGCCAUCCUCAUUGACAAAUGGGUAGCUGUAGCUAUUUUCUAGAUGAAAUUAUUUCCUAGACCUUCAGCUUCAGCUUUUUUUCUUACAUAUCAAGGAAUUUACCUAUAGUUUCUGUCAAUUACAACUAAAAGAUCACAUUUUCCUGUCCUUUUUGUUCAGUGUUAUCCACAAUUAGUAGGACAUAGCAUCAAGUAGAGAGAUAAUAGGAGAGAGCUCCACCUGUAACUAUAAUUUGGUAACUGAUAAGAGUAGACCUGUAACAGUAUCUCUAUCAACAAGCAUCACAGAUAUGAAAUAAUAAACAGAUUGCCAACAAUUUAACAUUGCAUGUGCCAUAAAAAUGUAGACAGAUAUUUAGGGAAAAUCUUGCAUCCACAUUAAAGAUGUGCUCCCUAGCUAGUGUUCUAUUGCAUUUUCUUUUUCAAAAGGAAACCACUUCAAGUGUACCAGUUGCGUGCUUGAGUGUAUACAUAUAUGUGCAAGACAGAUUCGUAACCCCAAAACAACUCAUAAAUCCUUCAAGCCCUGAUACAGACACAUGCUUAUGGUCAUAGCUCAGUUGCUAAAAAGAAAAAAGUAGUUCAUACUUGAUAUCUGAGUUCCAAAUUCACAUGACAUUACAAAGAUAUCUUUCACUAUCUACAUACCAUACCUGUUCUUUCACUGAUGAUUGUAGUGUACAU
This is a messenger RNA of Athene cunicularia (burrowing owl), 3484 nucleotides long. It is a transcript of the gene STS, whose product is annotated as steroid sulfatase. Gene Ontology annotation, molecular function: arylsulfatase activity. The record is from RefSeq and is a predicted model, not a curated record. Lineage: Eukaryota; Metazoa; Chordata; Aves; Strigiformes; Strigidae.